UCAGUUUUAAAGGAGGUCGAAGCACACGCAGUGGUCAAGCUCAUUGCCUUUUUGCUGGAGUGCUUCCGGUAUGAAACGGUUAUUUGUUCGUUCGGGGAUGCUUGGCGAAUUUGCAAUCCACGAAGAGGCGCGUAUGGCUCCGCCGCGAGGCGCUCGAGGCAUGAUGAAAAAAACCUCCCGUUGCAAUGAUGUGGACUUGUCCUUCCCGAGUACGAAGGAGCAAAUGCUCGAGUUGGCCAAGCUAAUGGACGCGGCGGACGAGUGCGGGGCAGGCGCGCUCAACGAGAAAGGCUGCCAGCGAAAAGAUUCCGUGUUCGCGGGGAAGCUACUGGAACGUCUCCGACAGUUGUCCAUGCCGACCCGCGUUCCCGCCUUGUGGUGGAUGAUGGACCUUAUGCAGCCCGGGGGAUGCACGCAAGAUCUUGAAACUGCUAGAGAAUUUGAACGAGAAGAAGGUUUGCGGGUGAUGCUGCGAGCUCUCAAACUGGUUCAAGAGAGGGGAGAAGAGGCCCAGCUCAUUGCGUCUACACUGGCGAAAUUUAUUCCAUAUCUCCCUCACUUCUCUCGGGGAGAGCUAGAUCCAACCAUCGUCCCUUUCGUCGACACCUUUGAGUGCCUGAUAGUCAAAAUGUACAAACUGAUCAAGCCGGCUUGCGACGGGGAGGACGAAACGUCUGCCAUCCACAAGCCGCCUGACCUCGGAGAAGGUCCAGGCUGGAUCUCCGACGUUCCUGUGGAUUGCGGCCUCCGUCUGAAAGAAGCAGGCGCUUGUUCAAUCUCUUCCUUCGCGUACGCGGCCAGGUGCAUUGUUGAACAGUAUGGGGAGGUUCGCGGUACUCAGGAAGAUUUGCCUCGGGGUGUAAUUGGAAGACCCUACAUUUGGAUGCUCAAAGUCCUAAACGAGGCAGAGAACAUCCUUGUCCUUCUCGACUGUGCAUUGGAAAUUUUGCGGUCGACGCCAAACGCUCUGGACUUGUGGCAAGACAUGGUGAGGCAAAAUAUUGUUGCUGCCUGUAUAUCAACUCUUUCCUCUGUCUGGUCGUGCAAGAGGUAUUGGCAACGCUUCGAUAAGAGGUUACCUCUCUCCGGUUCUCCCUCGCCCAUGGCAUCUAUUAAACAACUUGAUGUGUCAGAUGUCAUUGAGGAGAAACUGAAGGCAGUGGUUCAUCUUCUCCGAAAGCUGGAUGAAGUUCCACCGCUUGUGGCUUGCUCGAUGCUGCACCUGGCGAAGAUUUUCUUGUCUCAGAAAAUCCCGGACAUGGACGAGGACAUUGCCGAGAUCCUGUUGCAGUGUUUGUGCUACUGGAGGCAUGCUCUCGGGCAGCAGGAGCUUCAAUGGUUUGCCUGUGAGGUUAUAGAGACGUUGCGCGAUCUGUUUGCAACCACAAAGCAUCGUACAGGGGUCCGAGGACGUAUAUGCAAUUCCCCAGGGGGUGUUCAAUGCCUGAGGUUGAUGCUGUGCGGAGCGGUGAGCCCCACUCGUUCGGUAGGAUUCCGUUCCUCGGGGGGCGAUGAGGAGCACGAACGUGAUCAUGAAGGGAACCCCAGCUUCGAGCAACAUCUUUCGCAGAUGCUAAGCGCUCUUAGCGGCGGCCAGGAGAAAGCUUGGUGCGCCAAUGAAGCGGUGGAAUGCGACCGUUGUGCCGUGUCGGCUGCUGGACUUCUCGCGGACUUGUACUGGGAAGCAGAGGGGGCAAAAAGUGCUUUCGUCCUUCCGUCAAUCGACAGAGAGCUCUUCUUGGACAAUCUACACAAGAGCUUGACACGGAUGCUCGUCCGCGUGGAAACUGAUAUUGCUUCACCAGGCCUUGGGUCAUCCAGCAUAUCAUCUUGGAUUCGUCCCAAAGCAGCUCUCGAAUAUCUGACGAGCCGUCUGGUCGGCAAGAUGCCAACGAGGAGGAGCGGGCCAGAGUCUCGACUGUCUCGCACAUGGCAAUUCAGGAAAUAUCAACCAAGGGUAAAUGCUCUUCUGGGGGUAAUCCACACAACACGUAUCCUGGAAGGCGUGAUGAAAUCUGGUGUCGAUGUGUCCGUUCUUGACCCGAAACGAUACGUCAGGACCGUUCUUAUACCUCGACUCGACAAGCUCGUGCAUUACAAUCCUCUCAGAAUCGCCGAGCUUAAUCUUCCGGAGCUCCAAAAACAAUGGGAAAAGCACGUACACUCAUUUCUCGCUUUCAAGCAACACCUGCAGUGGAUGGAUUGCAAUCAGUUGGAUUCCUUAAAUCUCCGGGCACCAUAUGAAGUGACCGAUGGUCACGUGAUUCUGUUCGACCUUCUCAGGUCAGUCCAGUGGUUGGACAAACUGCCAAGGUUGGUCCAGAGGUUGCUCGAAGCUGAUUUACCCAACCACAGCAACUUCGACCGAGCGUGGUGGGCAAUCGCUGUGGCAGGGGCAAUCUGGGGAGUGAUCGUGAUCAGCAUUGGACAAGAAGGGAAAGAAGACUGAUGCCGACAUGGGGCAUGGAACAAGCCAGCUUAGUUAUGCUUUCUUGCGUUCGUUUUGCUUCCUCUUUUUUUUCUUGGCUGCUUGGAAUCGACCAAUAGUAAACAACAGGAAGCACCAUAGGUGUCGCUGUGACACCGUAAGUUGGUAGCCAUGUCGAAACAAUACAAGUAACGAGGCCACACAAACGUAGUACAACUUCCACGAUGGUUACUUCGUGGAAGAAAAGUGUCUAUGUGACACCCAUUUGUUCUACACCCACGAACGUCCGAUUAUUCAAGCUCAGACCUGCAGUUCGAACUGCAGUUGAAUCAAAUGAUUGAAAUCACCCCGAACCAGCGGACUUUUGCAGGUCAACAAUUCCUGCGGAGCCGGUGGCCGCAGGCUAUUUUGGCUGGUAACGUCAUCAUUUCCGUCCCCAAGACCCAACUCACAGUUUUGCAGCGGGGUUAUCCGGGGCGUUGGAAUGAAAUAGCUGAUAAACG
This is a messenger RNA of Chara braunii, 2931 nucleotides long. NCBI's taxonomy places the organism in Eukaryota, Viridiplantae, Streptophyta, Charophyceae, Charales, Characeae. The record is from the annotation of a GenBank genome assembly.